AUGAAAUGGAAAAGAAGAGGUCAUAUAACUAUCGUGUGGUUAUGUCUGUUCAUGGCGCUGAAAUUGAUAUGCCGGGAAGAUGCAAUGCUUGCCUCGAUACUAAUUCGAAUUGCAUUGGCGGACGUUUUUUGCGAUAGUUGUUCGAUUAUUGCGCUGGAUGAGCCGACAACCAAUCUGGAU
Molecule: messenger RNA, 180 nt
Organism: Gongylonema pulchrum
Lineage: Eukaryota; Metazoa; Nematoda; Chromadorea; Rhabditida; Gongylonematidae
Source: the annotation of a GenBank genome assembly